This is a messenger RNA of Lethenteron reissneri (Far Eastern brook lamprey), 7312 nucleotides long. RefSeq names its product low-density lipoprotein receptor-related protein 12-like. Lineage: Eukaryota; Metazoa; Chordata; Hyperoartia; Petromyzontiformes; Petromyzontidae. Gene Ontology annotation, molecular function: protein binding. The record is from RefSeq and is a predicted model, not a curated record.
CCGCGGGAUCGCUUCCGCCUCCAUCACCGCUCCCAGCAACAGCGGCGGCAACAACCUCCCCGCUCGCCGCCGCCACCCCCCCAGCUCUCCUCUCUGUCUCUCUCUGUCUCUCUCGUGAGGCACUUCCACCGCGGGCAGCCUCACGCCAAGCCGCGCCGCUCUUGCCGACGCCUUUCGCGGCCUCCCCUCACGACGACGACGACGUCGGUCGGUCGGGCGAGGGCCGGGCCCAGGCCGCUCCAUUUUGUCGCCUCCAAGCUCCUCCUGGGACCCAGGCCCCUCCGAGUCGGGUGACCCCGCUCUCUGCCCCUGUCUUGCCGCCCGUCUUACGUCUCGCUCCUCGUCGGGAACGACGAAGACGACAACGACGACGUCGACGAGGAGAAGGCUGCGGAGUGCGACGAGCUACGAGACACUAGGCCUACGCGGGAGCCUGCGGGCUUGCCUGAAGGGGCUGCCCGCACUGCACGCAGCGCGAGCGGGCGAGGACGAUCCGAGCCCGUCUCGGUCGACCGAUCUCAGCCGAUGUGAUCCUGGCGUGGCCUGAUCCUGCUCCACGCGUCUAUCUCAACCCGAUCACACGACGCGACACGAUCUCUGAUCCGACGCAGUCGAGGUUCCCUUUCGUCGUGACCCUGACAGCAGCCCGAUUGUUGACCUCAUUUGACCUGACCUGACUUGACCUGGUCACAGACCCAGUGUGGUUCGACCUGACCAUGCGAGCCCCGAGAAACAGCGUGGGCUUCGUGUUCGUGGCGCUGUCUCUCCUCUGCUGGACGGAUCUUCAUGCUACCAGUCAGCCCAGUGAAGUUCUACUCACCAGCGCUCUCCGCACAUCGUCCCGGCAGCUAAUGCCAUGGGCGUGUGGAUCAAUGAUGGAGGAAAUGAGCGGGCCCUCGGGCGUCAUACACAGCCCUGGCUGGCCCACGGCGUACCCUGGCAGCCUCAACUGCAGCUGGUUCAUCCGCGCUCAGCCGGGACACGUCAUUACCAUCAGCUUCACGGGUUUUGAGAUGGAGGGUUCCGAGGGCUGCACCGCCGACUGGCUCAUGCUGGGGCCGGGCAGUCGCGGCGCGCACGACUACCGCGCGUGCGGGAGCGCGCUACCGCCGCCCUUCAUCUCGCCACGCGACCACGUCUGGAUCAAGUUCCACUCGGACGCCUCGGCCUCCGGGUCCGGAUUCGAGCUCCGCUACGUCACCAGUCUGCUGCAGGCAACUCAAUGCCCAGACGACCAGUUGCGCUGCGCGAAUGGACGGUGCGUGCUGCGCACCUGGGAGUGCAACGGACAGGACGAGUGCGGCGACGGAUCGGACGAGCGCGGCUGCAAGCCCAACGUUGCACAGAUUGGCGGACCAGAGAACGCGCCGUGUGGGUCGCACUGGCUACGCAACUUCUACGGCUGGUUCAGCUCUCCGCGCUACCCGCACGCGUACCCCGCGGGCGCCAACUGCCGCUGGGUGAUCAACACGGACGACGCGCGGCCGCUCGUGCUGCUCUUCGUCGACCUGCAGCUGGCGCCGGGUUCCACCGACACCCUCGAGGUGUUCGAGGGCCUCAACACUGGCAACGACAGCGACGCCGGUUUCGGCAGCGAGGUGGCGGUCAAGCCGCUGGUCCAGUUGACGGGGCUGAAGCGCUAUGACCUCCCCGUUAGCGUGCAGACGGCGUCGGGCCAAGUCGUGGUGCGCUUCUUCUCCGACCGGCGCUCGAGCUCGGCGCGAGGGUUCAAUGCCACGUACCGCGUGGCCGGGUACUGCCCGCCAUUGCAGCACCCAUGCGGCGGAGGUGGCUCGGACGGCGGCUGCUAUGACGACUCUCAGCGCUGUGACGGGCACUGGGACUGCGUGGACGGUCGAGACGAGGCUGGGUGCGGUCAGUGCCCGCAGGAGCAGUUCCCCUGCGCCAAACCAAGCCUCGGCUCUGGCGCCGGCACGAGCUGCUACGGUCGCGCCGAGCGGUGCAACUACCAGACGCAGUGCCCCGAUGGCUCGGACGAGCGGCACUGCCUAUCGUGCCAGCCUGGCACGUGGCACUGCCACAACGACCGCUGCAUCUUCGAGAGCUGGGUGUGCGACGGGCAGGACGAUUGCGGCGACGGCUCGGAUGAGAAGGAGUGCCCACUUGUGGUGCCGCGCCGCGUCAUCACAGCCGCCACCAUCGGCGGCCUCGUGUGCGGCCUGCUGCUCGUCAUCGCACUUGGAUGCUCCUGCAAGCUCUACACGCUGCGCUCACGCCAGUACAGGUGGUUCGACAGCCCGCUCACGCGACUCGAUGCUGAGCUGCUGUGCCGCGAGCCGCCCCCCUCCUACAGUCAGCUGAUCGCACAGGGCCUUGUGCCGCCCGUAGAGGAUUUCCCCGUGCACACGCACGGUCAGGCCUCGGUGCUCGAGAGCCUCCGCUUGGCCAUGCGCACGCAGCUCGGCCUCUCCGUGGCUGUGGGUGGCGCCCACUCGCGCCACAGCCACCGCCGCGGCCGGCUGUGGCGCCGCCUCCGCCGCCUCCUGCGCGGCUCAUCCCGGAGCAGUCGCUCCGGGAGCAGCCGGCGCCACCACGGGGCAGGGAGCUCCGGCCGGGGGGGCGACAGCGGGGAGACGGAUGGGCUCGGGGAGGGCGGCCCGUGCUCGGGGAUGGCGGGCGCCGGCCUUGACUCGCUGGUGUCGAACCUGACUGGCGGGGCGGGCGCAGGGGUGGGCAACGGGUCGCGCCUGCAGCUGCUGCCGUCCGACGAUGACGACAGCGACGCGGAGUGCCAGGACGGCGCAGAAGUGCGCGGCGCCGACGCAGGUCCCCCCGGCCUCUCCUCGCCGCUUGGCCUGCUGCACAAGCAGCCACCGACUCACUUCGUCGAGGCUGCAAACGCCGGCACGGCCGCAGCAGCAGCAGCGCAUACAGCGACCGCCGAGGAUACCAACAUGUUCGAUGCUGCGCGGCGCUCCCGCUCCAGGCCGACCGAGCUCUGCGCGCAGGCCGCCAGGGUGCCGGCGGCCGCCAACGGCCGAGCAGGCGUGGACGGCGGCAGGGGCGGCAGCCCCAGCGGCAGCGGCGGGGGGCUGGGCCCGCUGAGCAGCGUGGCGAGGAUCCUGCGUGCGAGGAUCGGGAGCCCUCUGUCGCGACGGCGCGGGCCCCCUUCCCCCGGUGGGGCGGCACCGGACGCGGGGGAGGCAGCGGCUGACGUGCCGAUGCUCAUCGCCAUGGAGGACUGCAUGGGUGGAAAUGGUAGCGGCGGCGGAAAUGGUAGCGGCGGCGGUGACGGCGAUGGAACGAGAGCGACGGAAAGUGGCACGGGGAGCACGGGAGGGGAUUGGGUCGGGUGGGGGGGUGCUCGGCCGCGAGUGUCGCCCCCCACGGAGGCGAGACGCGUGGCCGGUGGUAGCGGCCGCGAUGCCGGGGACACGAGCGACGACGACAGCCUCCUGUCGUGCUGAGCGGAUGGCGCCAGGACCCUAAGCCACCGCCGCCCUCUCCCCACCACCACCGCCCCACCCGGCCUUUGCACCGGCGGUGGCGGAUCGCCAGAUUCUGAUCCACCGCCUGUGUUAUCUCUCUCUCUCGUGUGUGUGAUGUGUUCAACUUCUUGAUUGUCUCCCCACAGACAAGUGAUGUUUUCGAGGAAUUACGGGCAAAAGAUGAAUCUGUUCUGCCAUUCGAGGUCUAUGCUUUCCUCGGCGCUGCAGAGCAUGUGGUCGCAAACAAGAGGCUACCCCCAUCCACUUCCUGCUCAAGCGCCUUUAGCCUCCUUACUUACCGAGUGGCACCGUAAUUAGUGGGCACAUAUUGUCAAAUCUUCCCUUAAUCUCUCAGUCAGGAGAGCAUCGAAUGGCAAACGUGGGGACCGGUUUGACAAUGGAAUCAUUUGGCAAGGUGUUCAGGCGCUAAUAAUUCACGCUCGCCCCAUGCUCCCUCGCAGCCCUACCUUUCGUAACGUUUCAUACCUAGAAAUAAUUUCGUACAAGCAAAAAAAAGGGAUGCAUUGGUCCAAAGAUUUUGCGAAGUUUGGCAUUAUUUACAAGCUUGCAUAGUGCUGCAGCGAAGGGUGAGUUCUAGAACAGUGUCUUGGAUGGGUGGUGUGGAUGAGGCUGGGGAGGGAACGGUCUUCUUGUGGGGAGACUGGGGAUUCACCAUAGAGCCUCCGCCGCCGAAGGAAGGAACAAUACCAGCCUCGGGCAAUCAAUGCAUUUGAUGAGCGGGCAGUGCAGCGGGGGGGGGGGGGGGGGGGCGCCACUGCGUCUGUUAUUUUUAACGGAAGCUUGCCGAGCCGGCAAUGGUGGCAGGUUUUUUUGCGGGACGUCACACACCGUUUCCCUCGGUGCCGUAGAGUGGCAUCAAUUCCACGCUCGUUAGUGUCGCGCGGUGCACACGUGCCCCCUGUGAGAGGCCCCGUGGGAGAGUUCGCUCUGCGAUCGGGCCACACGGCACUCAAAAUUCCUGCUACCUCGACUGCCUCCUGCUAUAACCACCGGGAGCCAUCCCAACCGAUGUGGGUGGGAUUAACAUCUGUUGGACAAUUAUCUAGGGCCUCUAGAAUUUUGAGAUAUUUUCAUGUUGGACCCCCCUCUACAGGCAGAGCUCACAAACCGAUCUAUCACAUCAGUCUCCUGACUACUGUGAUCUUUGCACUUUUAUAGCAACUACGCUAAGCUGUUGCCGAAAUAUAACAAUGUAAGAUAUGUUGAGAGUUGAUGGAAUGAAAAAAAGAUAUAUUAUAGUAAUUAUAAUUAUAUUAAAGGGUAGGUACAUUUACGGCGAUUAAAGGUACACAUUUUUAGUGUUUAGAAAAUAAAGGAAUAUGUGCUCGCUUUAUUUGCUUUAGGAUAAAAAAUAGGACAUGUACAGCAGUGUUUGUUGGUCACAAUGAAUGUUGUGUGGGGAAUCCUGACAUGGGAACUUUGAAUCAACCUGUGCUGGGCACAGCAGUGCGGGCUAAGACUUAUUUUGCCUGUGGACGUAAGCUUCAGAACCUAUGCGGGGAGGGUUUGAGAGAAGAAGGAAAAAAACUACACCAAGCAUUGCCCAGUAUUUUUUUAGCGUUAUGAUGGAGUACGGUUUCAGGCACUCACAAUGCAGCAUCGAGCUUUAAUGAACUUGCAUUAUUUAGUCUACUCUGCAUAUGCAGAGAGAUUUGAUUAAUUGCGUGCGAUGUUUAGAGGUGCUUGUAAAUUCGUUGUUGAGCACUUUUGCUUCAAGGCUGCUUGCUUCAGUGGUGUUGGGAUGGUGGCGACUUGGAAGAGGCAUUUUCUUUGAGCGCUUAGGUGGAGAAUACAAAAAACGGGGCCAGGGCAGACUGAUGAUUAUCUGAACCGAUGUGGACUUGGCCCCGUCUCGAUCAGAUACCGUGAAAUCCACAUUGCACGAUCGUUAAACGCAAUGAAACCUACAACAGCGCCCAGCAACAGGUGGGAUGGGGCAGCACAUUGCACUGAUAUCAAAUACCACUUCUGAGUCCACCACAGGUCUCCCUUGGACUGUCUGCUUGCUUGCUUGCUUUGUAGAAGGAUGUUUUGUGUCUUCGUUUUUACAUUUUGAUGGAACCCUUCAUGAAUUUAAUAUUAGUCAGAUAAGCAGUGGGUGCAAUGACGAAUGAACUUUGUGAUCAGAGUUUGGACAUCAAUUGAAAAGGGCAAAUGCUGGCCUGCGAGGUGGGUAGAUGGACAGACCUUGAAAUUCCCUAUCGGCUAUACAGGACAUCUGUAUCCGUGGGAUCUGGAUGUUGUAACAAACCCACAUUAUUAAAGGGGAACUUUUGUGGUGUUGUCAUAGCAGAAUAAUGCUGCCAGCCUUUUAACCUGAACUGUGUGUUUGAGUUGAAAAGACAAAUAAUGUUUGUUCUAUGUUAAAUUAGACUCUUAAUAGGAAAAGAAUGUCGCAUUUAAGAGCUUUGUUGUGGGAAAUGGGUGAAUGUAGUGUAUACUGUUAAAUCGAAAAAUUCCAAAGUUGUUACUGGUCUUGAGAGCAGACAACUUAAAGGGAGAUACUGAAAUCAUUUUGCAGAGGGAGGGGGUAUCAUUUAUAAAACGCGGAAAAUAUGAUGCUGAGUAAACACCAUGGACGAGCAGUAAAUGCAUUACUCUGGCUCCCCAUCUCCGCCCGGUUUUUGUCGCAUCUUGUGUCUACCCCCUUGGACCUCUUUUUUUUUCCCCCCCAAUGACGACUCAGCGGUGCCGGAGCUGCGCUAAGCCAAGCCCGGCGUGGCUCAAGGGGCCAGCAGGUUUUUCACGGAAGCUGUGAGCUGUGCCACUGACGUGACAUGCAAUGAGUUGGUCGAGACGCAUGUAGAUAACACGUAUGAUGAUAAUUAUUGACUCUCUGGCCUCGGUUGGCCCUUGGUCAUAAUCAUGUUUUGUGAGGUCAGUGUGUCAUGGUCUUGUUCUGGUUCGGCUCGACAUAUAGCUUGUGGAAAACCACCCUUAAUCAUGAUGAGGGCCCUGUGCUGGCUUGAAUCCGAUGUGCCGGUGGACACGGUAUUAUAUUUCAUGCGUGAAGCAAUAUGCCCACCAGCUACGUGGAUCAUGAUUUAGGCCAUUGCGAAUUUGCAAACUCCUGCUUUGUAAUCAGUGCUCAAAGAGCAGGGGUGGUGUAUUUGCAAUUACGAUCCAGUGAUGCAACACAAUUUGCUAGUUUCGCAACUUAAAACGCAAACAUUCGCUUACAGAAUGUUUGUGAGAACUGCAUCGAUGCCAUUUCAUGUUCUGCUCGCCUAACUUUGUCACCUGGUUUCUGACAUCGUCUGUCUGGUGAUAUUAGAGACUGGCUUUAGAGCCAAAUUGUCGUUAACUUUUUCGACGUGAAGGAAUAUGCACCCGUUUAGUACAAUUAGGCCUUUUUACAACUUUUAAAUACAUCUAUUUGGUUGAACUGUCUCAACUAAACCAUAUGAAACCCGGUUAAAAAUGUAUUUGUCAAAACGUUGCAUGUUAUUACCCCAAAGGGGUAGUGUCGUUUAUUCCUCUUUUAAACAUUUUGAUCAGCAAUUGUGCUCAAUUUAAAUUCUUUCAUGUAAAGGAUUAUUGUCAGACAAUGCAGCUACCUGCUAACCCCGUGGUCUUGAGAGGUCAGGGUUGAGAGAUACAUCGGAUGCUGUCGAGUUACGCGUCUCGACAACACUGCCCUAGCAGAGCGACCACCCACGCAGGUUUGGUAUGUAGCAAGAGGCCAUCGAGAUUCAAUGCCACGCGCAAGGCUGCACAAUAAAAGGCUUCCUCGGAGCCGUCUUCAGAGGACACCCUCCCUUGAAAACGGGUUGUUGGGUCGAUUUGCUGCUGUCUGCGCAUUAUAAAAGUGUACAUAAAGAAGAGUCUUAAAAUAAACGACU